AGUCACUACAAUACACUCAAGUUCAAGGUCCACUUUCACUUUGCCCUAGUAAGCCGGGGCGACAUUCACCAUGGGCAAGGAGUCGAAGACAUGGGACUACUACGCGUGCUUACUUUUUAUUGUGUGGCCUAUUAGGUCGAUCGUGUACUUCACACCAGUGGCCUUUGGUUACCUUCUGGCGAAUAGACUGGGCUUGGUUGGCCCCGAGUUGCCUAUUGACAUUUCGCUGCUGUGGAUGGUCUACUGUGCCUCGGAAACGAUCUUUACGUUAAACUACCUCUGUACAAAACAACGACUGGCGAAACCUAGGGAGGACCCUCCGCAGUUACUGGCGGAGCUGGCAUCACGCCGCCACGCGCCAGUGUCUGUGCUGGAGUUCUUUGAAUCCAUGCUUCGACAUACUCCUGACGUCAAAACAUUUGUGGAAGAGUGGUUUUACAACACUCCCUUCGAAUGCCUCACGAGACCAGACCUCCGCGUCCUUCUGGCGUAUAUUUUCUAUUCCAAGGAAUGGACCAAACUCCCCUCCCUUGACCGACGAGAUGUCAACCAGAUGGUCGAUCGAUUGUACGACCUCACCAACGUCCGAGAGCCCCCGUCUCAGACCUCGUCGAAACCAACCCACUGCAUCCGCCACACGCUGGACCCGUUCGAGUCCACCGCCCGACCGUGGCUCGUGUACGCCGUCACGAUCGGAAUGGACGCCAUCAUGGGGGUGUUCCUUCGACUCGCGGGGUUCCAGCGGCACCCCCUCACGAGGGGGCUGCGUUACUGGCACCGCGACGCCAUGACGAGUCCCGUGGCCGAGCCUCUGGUGUUUGUGCAUGGCAUCGGGGCCGGCCUGAUUUUGUACUUGCCGCUGCUGUGGUCGUUAGUUACGACGCACCAGAACCGGCCGAUUCUGCUCGUGGAGACGCCGUACGUGUCGAUGCAACUGGUGGAGGACGUGCCCUCUAAGAAGGACACGCUGGUGGGGCUUCAGGCCAUGCUGGCCAACCACGACAUCCAGAGGGCCCAUUGGAUGGGCCAUUCGCUCGGCACGGCCAUCUGCAGCUGGGUGUGCCAGGAGCUGCCGCACACGGUCAGCCACGCCACAUUUAUCGACCCGAUAGUGUUUUUCCUGUGGAAACGAGACGUCGCGUACAACUUUUUAUAUCGACCGCCCACGACGGGGAUUCAAGUGCUGCUGUGGUACUUUGCCUCGACCGAAGUGCACAUUGUGCAUGUGAUGCGGCGCCACUUUUGGUGGUACAGCAUCGUGUGCUUCCCAGAGCACCUGCCACGCCACCCCGUGACCAAUCACGUGGCGGCGUCCGUGUUCCUGUCCAGUCAUGACGUGAUCAUCAACGCACUCGACGUGCACGAACAUUUGAGCACUCGAGACCAAGUGUCGUCCAAGAUGGAAGUGGUGUGGUGGGAUGGCUUUACGCACGGCGAGAUGCUGCUGCACUCCCACGCGCUUACCAGUGUCACGUCCAACGUCAAGUGCCGCGACGUCACCAACCCCAUCAAACACGUGGCCAAGUGGAACUGGGCCGACUACAUCGUCAACCGAUUGGAUUUGAUUCGCCAACAAGAUGUCGCGUGUACAUGGUGGUGACGUUUAAUAGUACCCCGAGACUGACAAAGGUUUCACACGUUUUACAGUAGUCCUUACGAAUUGCAAUAGGGGGAGUCAAUGUAGGAUACUGUAGUUCAUGUCUGGAUGCACACUCAUC
Messenger RNA from Aphanomyces astaci, 1718 nucleotides. RefSeq lists its product as hypothetical. Bases 71 to 1600 code for a protein of 509 amino acids. NCBI's taxonomy places the organism in Eukaryota, Oomycota, Saprolegniomycetes, Saprolegniales, Verrucalvaceae. The transcript has 3 exons. The record is from RefSeq and is a predicted model, not a curated record.